Molecule: messenger RNA, 3758 nt
Organism: Cololabis saira (Pacific saury)
Lineage: Eukaryota; Metazoa; Chordata; Actinopteri; Beloniformes; Belonidae
Product: rho GTPase-activating protein 20-like
Exons: 17
Coding region: 253-3591 (1112 amino acids)
Biological process (GO): signal transduction; regulation of Rho protein signal transduction
Molecular function (GO): GTPase activator activity
Source: RefSeq, a predicted model, not a curated record
UUUCAUUGAUGGAGAGGAUAGACGGGGGAUUGAACUCAUUUUACUGCUAACUUUAGCUUUAGAGAACUCGUCUGAACUUUCAGCUCACAGAUCAACCUCUCUCCUUUUACGCGCUCGUCCUGCACAUGCGGCCGUUUCAGGGACGUCUGAUCCGCUUGCGUUGGAAAUGUGUGGCGACUUCCUCAGACUGCGGUUAUUAAUGGGACUCCCGUCUGCCUUGCAUCACCCGGGGACGGCUGGACACUGAUCCGGAUGGACAGCAUGUCUCCACAGCAGCAGCAGCAGGAGUGUCUGAGCCGAGGCGGCGGCCAGCAGGACAACAAGCGGCGGUUUCAGAGCUACCGGCGUCAGUCCGCCCCAUCCCUGGUCCUCUCCAAGGCCCUCACCAGGUCCAAGACCCUCUCCAGAGAAAGCUUCCUGGUCCCCGUGUGUCCAGAGACGUGUCCGCUGGUCCAGUCCUUCCUGACCGGCGCAGAGCGCUCCUUCCUCCUCCAUGGACAGGCUCAGCUGAAGGCCGGGAUGCAGACCCAGGACCGACACCUCUUCCUGUUCACCGACCUCCUGGUCAUCGCCAAAGCCAAGUCAGCCAACCACUUCAAGCAGAAGACCCAGGUGAGCGUGCGCCAGAUGUGGACGGCCAGCUGCACGGACGAGGUGUGUGAGGGAAGCACGAGCCCGGAGCGGAGCUUCGUCAUGGGCUGGCCCACGUGGAACUGCGUGGCCAUGUUUAGCUCUGCCGAGCAGAAGGAGAAGUGGCUCUCCGUCCUCAAGAGUCGGAUAAAAGCAGAGAAGGACGACGAGGAGCCAAAAACCAUCCCUCUGAGGGUGUACGGGAAGGGCAUCAACACCUUCGCCGUGACCAAGACGCUCCCGGUCAGCAACUGGGAUCCAACCAACGAGGUGAUCCGGCUGGCCCUGCAGCAAUUCGGCAUCAUAGGACAGGUGAAGGACCACCAACUGUGGGUCCUGUCCAAGAGGGACAACACGCCCUACCCGCUCAUCGGUCACGAGUUCCCCUUCAGCAUCCAGAUGAGUCACGUGAGGGGGGGCGGGGCCAGGGAUGCUGCCGCCCCCCCACCGACGGUGGAGCAGCUGCAGGCGUCCAAGCAGUGUCAGUUCAUCCUGAAGCCCCGCCCGGCGGAGCCGCCGCGGCAGCAGCACGUCCCCGCAGAUUUCUCCCAGAAACCCUUCAAACGGCGGCGGUCCCUCAUCACCUGGGCCUUCUGGCGCGGCUCCUCGUCGCACCUCAACGAGCUGUCGCUGGCCGGGCCGCGGGGCUGCUUGUUCGGGCAGCCGCUCGCCGCCGUGUGCUUGGAGGACGCGCUGCCCAAGCCCGUCAUGGACAUGCUCUCCUUCCUGUACCACGAGGGCGCGUGGACGCGUGGGAUCUUCCGGCGCUCAGCGGGGGCGCGGGCCGUCAGGGAGCUGCGGGACUCCCUGGACGGCGGGGGAGGGAAGCUUCCCCUGACGCGGGACCACGUCUUCAUCAUCGCAGGGGUGUUUAAGGACUUUCUGCGCAGCAUCCCGGGCAGCUUGCUGCGCUGUGAACUACACGAAGACUGGACAGAUGUGCUGGAGGAAGAGGAUGAGGAAGACGAACAGGUGCAGGACGUAGUGAGGAUGAUCUUCCGUGUGGGCAAAGAGAACAUCAUGCUGCUCCGAUACCUGCUGGCCAUGCUGCACGGUAUCCAGGGCAACGCUCAGGAGAACCAGAUGACUAGUUUCAACCUAUCGGUGUGCAUCGCUCCCAGCAUGCUCUGGCCUCCUGGAGAGCCGUGCAGCUCGGAGAUGGAGGGAGAAGGAACCAGAAAGGUUUGUGAGCUGGUGAAGUUCAUGAUCGAUCACUGCCAGCGGAUCCUCGGGGUGGACCCGGCGUCCCUGUUCGGAGGACCGCCCCAGCGGCUCGACGAGGAGGAGAUGGCAUCAGAGUCCUGGCCGUACCCUCUGACGGACUCCUCCUACGACAGUCUGGAGAACGAGCUGGACAACAGCAGCGCCGGUUCUCCCGGCUCCUGCAGCCGGAGGCGGCUGCAGGCCAAGCCGCUGCAGGGCAGCCUGGACUCCAUCCUCACCUGCAGCGACUACGACCAGAACCCCGACCCGGAGGUGGGCCGGCCCAGAGGCCUGGAGAGGCGGCGGAGACGGGAGCUGUCCCCGUCCGGGGGGGUCUCCUCCACCCUGGACUCGCUGUCCCUGGAGGGCGGGCGCUCGCAGCGGCGCUGCUCGGAGCCCGCCAUCGCCUACCCCGCCCGGCUGUGUCCGUACGUCUCCAGCAGCGCCGACGCCCUCACGGGGGACGAAGACGACGCCAAGGACCAGCCUCCCAAGAGGCUGAGCGUCUCCCGGAGUCGGAGGAGGAGGGGCUGGGGGGACGGAUGCUCAGCGGGUCUGCGGGCCAGCACCUCCAGCCUGUCCUCCACCCCCGUCUCCCCCGCACCCACACACUGCUCCCUCAACUCCCUGGACUCCCUCAGCGACCACCAGGCCCCCAGGACCCCCACCUCUCCUGCACCUCUCACCUGGGUGACGGGUCCCAAAGACCCCGCCCCCAAAGACCCCGCCCCCAAAGAGCCGCUCAGCAAGGGGGCGUUAAAGAGCAUGGGCCUCCACCCCAACUGCUGGCUGAAGAAAGACCGGAGGCUGUCCCUGACUCAACCGGAGCCAGAGACGGAGGGGGACGACCGGACGGGGGUGAGGUCACGCCUUCAAACGUCUUACUUCCUCCUCGGAGGGAAGCGAGAUCAUGAUCAUAGCUUAGAUACAGAAAUUAAAAUGUGGCAUUUCCUCUUCAGCAUAAGGCAACAUGACCUCUUCCAGUAUUUUGAUGUAUCCAAACUGAUCCAUGAUCCCUGGUAUGCGAUAAAUAGGCCCGACACCAUGGGGGGGCUGGUGGACAAGCCGGCCGGCUCUGGGAAGCCUCCCAGCAGUCAGCCCAGGAAGUCCCGGCGCGGCUCCAGAGACGGGGGGGAGCGGGUGCGGGCCAGCCAGAGCCCCCACGGCCCCCACAGCCCCCUGUUCCUCCACAGCUCCACAGGAAACCUGCUGCUCCGCCAGUCCUCCUGGUUCCAGUCCUCAGAGUCCCCGCUAGCGGCUCAGAUCAGCGACGCCGGCGCCGGAGAGGACGUUUCCUCCAGGAGCCAGGCUCCGCAGAGCGAGGGCCCGGAGCUCAAGCCCCCGUCCCUGUUCUACAAGCCCAGCGGGCCGUCCCUGUCCCUGUUCCGGCGCCACAAGACGCCCUCCGCGGAGGACGCCCGGCUCCGUCAGCGCCGGGGCUCCGAGCCGGGGAGGCAGGUGGUGGACCGAGCCGCCACCCUCACCCCCACCCGGGCCAGGCUGCCCAGCGACCCGGGACUGAAGGUGUCGGAGGUGGACGGGCCGGAGGGGGCGGGGACCCGCUUCUGCCUGUCGCCCUGCACCACCAAGGCCGUCAGGGACUACUUCUCCGGCCACCCGGGCAGCCACCCCCAGAGCAGCCAGCAGGUGGCGCUGGCGCUGGUGGAGAGCCGGCGGGAGUGGAGGAGGAGGUGCAGCGAGCCCACGCUGGAGCCCGACAUCGAGCAGCUGCUGUUCGCGGAGGAGUCCUUCGUCUGACUGGGACCAGAACACUUUUCCACUAGUACCUACUUAGCCCGGCUCGGCUCCACUCGGUUUGGUUCUUCUCCACUAGGGGUCUAACUUGCCGAGUAGAUACUUUUCUGUUUCUAUUCUGCCGAGGUUCUAAGCGGCUGAGUCGGCUGAAUCUGACGUCAUCACACUAC